CUCAAGUUGACUCCAAAGUAAGCCAUUUUCUUUUGUCCUUAACUUUCACAAACAUGAAUGCUUCAGUCUGAUAUGACUACUACAAUGUUUCCCUUAGUAUUAUCCUUGUUGUGCUACUCGCUUGUGGCGGUACAGGCACAACGCAAUUACAUUUAUAAUUUCUCUCCUUACGUCUCACCCACCACGGUGCUUCUUAAUUACGAGAAAAUGGUAGAAAAUUUCAAAGUGUUCGUGUACAAACCAAACAGCGCCCAACUCAAAUUCGCUUCCACGGUGGAGUCUCUCUUCUACUCUUCACUACACAACAGCACCUACCUCACGCAGGAUCCCGAGGAAGCGCACCUCUUCUUUCUCCCUUUCUCCUCUGACCUCUCCACGCGCGCUCUGGCCCGCGUCCUAUCACGCAUCCGCAACGACUUCCCCUACUGGAACCGCACCCUUGGUGCGGACCACUUCUACCUUUCGCGCGUAGGAAUCCCCCUCGAACGGGACCGGAACCUCGUGGAGCUGAAGAAAAACGCCGUUCAAAUCUCGUGCUUCCCGACACCAAAUGACAAGUUUGUCCCUCACAAGGACAUCACGCUGCCACCGGUACCUGACCCCCACGUGCUCCUGCAGCGAGUGCCAGCACGCUCAUUGGUCAACGAUAAUGAGACUUGGCGGGGGGAGGAGUUUCUUUGCGCGAUGAAGCACACCAACGACGCGUCGUGGAUAGGGGAAGCACUGCGCGUAGGUUGCGUGCCGGUGGUCGUUACGGAGGAACCGUUAAAUGACAUGCCGUUUAUGGAUGUGCUGAGGUGCAGAGAGAUGGCAGUGUUUGUGAGAAGCGUGGGGGGAGUGACGCGUGCGUUGGGUGACACGUGGAGGGAACGUCACGAGCGGAUGCGAAAAUUGGGUGUGGCCGCGAGCACGCACUUCCAGUGGAACCAGCCUCCUCUGCCGUUCGAUGCGUUCAAUACUAUCAUGUAUCAGCUGUGGCUCAGACGCCACACCGUCCGAUACGCUAUGGUGCAAUAGAAAUAAAUUGAAUAUGUGGUUUCGCCAUUAAAAUAUUUGUUACUGAAUUGCACAAAUAUUAUACAUUGUUACGUUAAUUA
Vigna unguiculata (cowpea) is the source of this 1097-nucleotide messenger RNA. RefSeq names its product putative glycosyltransferase At3g07620. Gene Ontology annotation, molecular function: glycosyltransferase activity. NCBI's taxonomy places the organism in Eukaryota, Viridiplantae, Streptophyta, Magnoliopsida, Fabales, Fabaceae. The record is from RefSeq and is a predicted model, not a curated record.